AUCUGUGCGAAGUAGUGUUACACUUCUAAAGAAUUAUGCCAGGCAGUUAGCAUUAGCCAAGUUAGCUAACUGCGUGGUGGUUAGUUUAGAAGCGGUAGGAGGCGAACAAACAGUUUAUUUUCUAACAGUGGGCCGGUAUUAUUGAAAUUUCGUCCAUGAAGGACGUGUAAAUUACCAACACAAUGCCCGUUUUACUGUUUCUGAUAGACACAUCCGCUUCUAUGAACCAGCGCUCCCAUUUGGGCACUACCUAUUUGGACAUAGCAAAGGGAGCAGUUGAGACUUUCCUAAAGCUUAGGAGUAGAGAUCCGGCAAGCAGAGGAGACCGAUAUAUGUUAGUUUCUUUCGAAGAUGCACCAGCCGGAAUCAAGGCCGGAUGGAAAGACAGCCAUGCCACCUUCAUGACUGAGCUAAGGAAUCUGCAAGCUGUUGGACUAACAACAUUUGGCCAGUCUUUAAGGACUGCUUUUGAUUUGCUCAAUCUUAAUAGAUUAGUCUCUGGGAUUGACAAUUAUGGGCAGGGCAGAAACCCUUUCUUCUUGGAGCCUGCUAUCAUUGUGGCUGUAACCGAUGGCAACCGGCUGACCAGCAACGCAGGGGUGCAGGACGAGCUUCACCUGCCCUUAACAACGCCGCUGCCGGGGAGUGAGUUGACAAAAGAGCCCUUCCGCUGGGACCAGCGACUCUUCUCAUUGGUGCUCCGCAUUCCAGGCAACGCCUCCACCGAGCCUGAGCCAAUGGGAGCGGUCCCGUCUGACACCUCCCCCAUCACUCCCAUGUGUGAGGUCACAGGAGGUCGUUCUUACAGCGUGUUUUCCCAGAGAAUGUUAAAUCAAUGUUUGGAGUCUCUGGUGCAGAAGAUUCAGAGUGGCGUUGUCAUUAACUUUGAAAAGACAGGAUCGGACCCCCCGCCGCUGGAAGAUGGCGUCACAGAGGUGAAGUCAGGUCCUCAGCUGUGGCAUAGUUGUCAUAAACUGAUCUAUGUUCGUCCAAACCCAAAAACAGGUGUCCCAGUAGGCCACUGGCCCAUACCAGAGGCCUUCUGGCCUGAUCAGAACUCUCCCACCCUGCCUCCUCGUGCAGCGCACCCUCAGGUACGGUUCUCCUGUGUGGAUGCAGAACCCAUGGUUGUUGAUAAAGUUCCAUUUGAUAAAUAUGAGCUAGAACCUUCUCCCCUGACCCAGUUUAUACUUGAGAGGAAAUCACCUCACACCUGCUGGCAGGUGUUUGUGUGUAACAGUGCUAAGUAUGGGGAAUUGGGCCAACCGUUUGGUUAUCUAAAAGCCAGUACUACUUUGAGCUGUGUCAACCUGUUUGUCAUGCCAUACAACUACCCCGUGGUGCUGCCUUUACUCGAUGAUUUGAUUAGAGUGCACAAGUUCAAGCCCACGUUAAAAUGGAGGCAAGCGUUCGAGACUUACCUGAAGACAAUGCCGCCGUAUUACAUAACGCCCCUCAGGAAGGCUCUAAGGAUGAUGGGAGCUCCAAAUCUUUUGGCAGACAACAUGGAGUAUGGGCUGAGCUACAGUGUGGUUUCUUACCUGAAGAAACUCAGCCAACAGGCAAAGAUUGAGGCAGACAGGGUCUGUGCAUCGGUUGGAAAGAAGGUGGCUCCAGAGGGCGGGAUUAAACUGCGCACCCAAAGCUUCACCCUCUCACUCGCUCACAGAAAGGAUUUCACCCAGGUGCUGCGAAGCAUCAUGGGAGAUAGUGCUGUUAUGCCGAUGGAGCUAAACCCUAAAGAGUUCUCUGGGUUUCAGCUGGCUGUUAUGAAUAAGAAUCUGAAACCACAAGGGUUGCGUAACCCAUAUGACAUCCCCAGAUUGCACCUGUUGGACCAGCUGACUCGGAUGAGACGAAACCUUCUCAAUGCCAGUAUCUGUAUUCUCAAGGGACAGGAUCAAGAUCAGCUUCACAGUGUUCCCAUCGCUCAGAUGGGUAAUUAUCAGGACUUUCUAAAGCAUUGUCCUGCUCCCCUCAGAGAGGCAGAUCCAGACCAGCCCAAACGACUGCACACCUUUGGAAACCCCUUCAAACUGGACAAGAAGGCGAUGAUGGUUGAUGAGGCAGAUGAGUUUGUGACGGGGACUCAGGGGAAGGGGAAACGGGCUGGUGAACCUGUCAGUCCCCACGGGGCCCCCAAACGCAGGAGGUGCAUGUCCCCUCUGCUACGACCAGGACACUCAUACACGCCUCCUUCUUCACCGUCCUCUCCACGGCCAGACGCCACCCCACCGCGAGAGACCGACCAGGUGGCAUUUGGAAACCACGUUGGCAACCACUGUGACUCAGACCACAGCCCAGACAGACAGAUUUCCCCUGCUCCAGAGAACCCUGAACCUCAGAGGAACCACCAGGACAGCCUGGAGGAGCCAGGGACGCAGAACGGGCAGCCCAGGGACGGUGUGACGUCACUGGGCAGCGAAGACGAGGAGCCCCCGCCUCACUACACCUGUCCAAACCGUCUGAAGAAACAACGGAACGAGGAGAGCCAAAAACUGAACGCAGAGCUCCGGGUCCUCAUCACUAGAGAGAUCAGGAAACCAGGAAGACGCUAUGAGAGAAUCUUCUACCUCCUGAAGCAAAUUCAGGGCAGUCUGGACACACGACUCCUCUUCCUGCAGAGCAUAAUCAAAGAAGCUGCCAGGUUUAAGAAACGGGUUCUAAUUGAACAGCUCGAGAACUUUCUGGAAGAAAUCCACAUCCGGGCCAACACCAUGAACCACCUCGAGGAAGACCCACACAGAUAGACAGUGAUUCGAUGUAUGUGGGUCUAUGUGCUGUCUGAAAAAGUGUUUCUUUUAAAGGGAGUCAGCAUUGUUAAGAAUGCUAACUGGAGUGGAGCUGGGACAAUUUUCUUAGAAAAAAAUAGACUUCAUUUGACUUCCCAUUUCUGUCUCUUCUCAACCAGAGAUGAUUUUCGUUGGCAAUAGAUUUGUCCUCUGCACUUCAGGUACACACUCACUGUCGCUGCCAACUGGUUUACCUCAUGGUGAUGAGUGGCAGACGAAAUCUUCAGUUCCACCAAUAAAAUUGCACUUACAGGCUCAUGUCUACCAACUGUUUGGACCUGCCUUAAAUGUAUGUUGAGAAUGUCAUUGGAGGAUUUCUGGAUGCUGCUUUCAGUGUGUGUUGUCAUUUGUUUUGUGAGAGUUUUUAAAUAGGGCUCACAUUGAGGCCUUGGUUAGAAUGAUCCACUGAAACCUCCCAUUUGUAAGUGUGAACAUGUAUAAGACAUCUGUAUGAUGGUAAUAACAUAUACAGUUGCUGUCCUGUAAUAUAGUAUUGUACAGUGCUACCCUGCUCAUCCCACUUUACACACACACACACACACACAAAGUCAGGGAGAUUUCAGUGCUGCUCUUACGUGCAAAUUACUGCCAAUUGUUCAUCUCUCUCUCUCUCUCUCUCCCCCUCCCUCUCCCUCUCUGUCAUUCUUUCUCUCUCUCAUUCUCUCCCUGUCCCCAUCUCUUUCCCUGACUGAGGGACCAAGAUGUUGCCAUACUUCAGUUUUUGUGAAGCUGAUUUGGUGGCUACGAAAAGUAUUUUUUGAGAAAUCUGUAUAGAUGUAAAAAGCAAAAUUGAGAGUAUUAUUUAAAACAUAAAACC
This is a messenger RNA of Chanos chanos (milkfish), 3609 nucleotides long. It is a transcript of the gene ints6, whose product is annotated as integrator complex subunit 6. NCBI's taxonomy places the organism in Eukaryota, Metazoa, Chordata, Actinopteri, Gonorynchiformes, Chanidae. Gene Ontology annotation, cellular component: integrator complex. The transcript has 18 exons. The record is from RefSeq and is a predicted model, not a curated record. Bases 183 to 2750 code for a protein of 855 amino acids. Gene Ontology annotation, biological process: snRNA 3'-end processing.